Impatiens glandulifera is the source of this 417-nucleotide messenger RNA. RefSeq names its product photosystem I subunit O-like. The transcript is spliced from 3 exons. Bases 1 to 417 code for a protein of 138 amino acids. The record is from RefSeq and is a predicted model, not a curated record. NCBI's taxonomy places the organism in Eukaryota, Viridiplantae, Streptophyta, Magnoliopsida, Ericales, Balsaminaceae.
AUGAUAAUAUUUGCAGAUAAUCUCGGAUCAUAUGGGUUCCGUUUCAGGGAACGUUUCACUAAGGUGAGACUGAGCUCAGGAUUCCUAAAGGCUCCAGUUAAAGCCAUAAACCCUUUGAUGGUUGCAAAAGCCUCAGGUGGAAAGUUUACAUGUUAUGUAUCAUGUAUUUUCGAGAGGGAUUGGAAAGAUCUGAACGUGAUUGGGUUUGGGUUGAUCGGAUGGUUAGCACCUUCCAGUAUUCCGGCGAUCAACGACAACAGUUUGACCGGACUCUUCUUUUCCAGCAUUGGGACUGAGCUUGCUCACUUCCCAACUGGCCCUGCUCUCACUUGGCACAUGAGAUUGUUCUUGGCAUUGACUUUUGGACAAAUUGGAUUCAAGAGUAGGACUGAAGAUUACUUCAAUAAAAUAAAUUAA